AUGAGACCUAUCCUUCUCGCUGGGCACGAGCGUGCGCUUACCCAGAUUCGCUACAAUCUUGACGGCGACCUCAUCUUCUCCGUCUCCAAAGAUCAGCAGAUUUGCGCCUGGUUCUCGCAUAAUGGUGAACGACUGGGAACGUACCACGGCCACGUCGGUGCUAUUUGGACUGUCGAUGUUGAGCCCACCUCCACCAUGAUCGCCUCGGGCUCCGCCGAUAAUACCAUUCGUCUUUGGGAAGUCAAGACCGGCCGAUGCCUCAAAAGUUGGGAGUUCCCCACCGCUGUCAAGCGUGUUGAAUUCAACGAGGAUGGUACCAAGCUUCUCGGAGUGACGGAAAAGCGCAUGGGCUACCUGAGCAACAUUGUCGUCAUCGACAUCAACCCCGACGUCGAUGCUGAGCAGAGCGACGAAAAGGCCUUGACCAUUGUGUGCGACGAGUCCAAGGCCACCGUUGCUGGAUGGAGCAACAUGGGUAAGUACAUCAUUGCCGGCCAUGAGGAUGGUAGCGUAAGCCAAUUCGACGGCAAGACUGGUGAACUGCUGGACAAUAUCCCCAUCCAUGAGCUCAACCAACCCAUUGUCGACCUCCAGUGGUCUACUGAUCGCACCUAUUUCAUCACCGCCUGCAAGGACAAGACCGCCAAGCUUGUUGCGGCGCGCGACUUGACCGUCCUCAAGACCUAUCCCACAGAUACCCCCCUCAACAGCGCCACCAUGACCCCCAAGAAGGACUUUGUCAUCCUCGGCGGUGGUCAGGCCGCCAUGGACGUCACCCGAACAUCUGCCCGCCAGGGCAAGUUCGAAGCCCGUUUCUACCACAAGAUUUUCGAGGACGAGGUCGGCCGAGUCCGCGGCCACUUUGGCCCUCUCAACACCGUCGCCGCCGACCCUACUGGAAAAGGCUACGCGAGCGGCGGAGAAGACGGCUACGUCCGCGUCCACCACUUUGACAAGGGUUACUACGAUUUCCUCUACGAGGUUGAGCGAGAACGAAUCAACCGAAUGCAGUGA
This is a messenger RNA of Ustilaginoidea virens, 1014 nucleotides long. RefSeq lists its product as uncharacterized. Lineage: Eukaryota; Fungi; Ascomycota; Sordariomycetes; Hypocreales; Clavicipitaceae. Gene Ontology annotation, cellular component: eukaryotic translation initiation factor 3 complex, eIF3m; cytoplasm. Gene Ontology annotation, biological process: cytoplasmic translational initiation. Bases 1 to 1014 code for a protein of 337 amino acids. The transcript is spliced from 3 exons. The record is from RefSeq and is a predicted model, not a curated record. Gene Ontology annotation, molecular function: RNA binding; translation initiation factor activity; protein binding.